CAAAACUCCUUAAUGCCUUAUCACCAAAUUUCUAAAUUAAUUUCGUAUCGUAUGCACGAAUAAUAAAAAAAAUAAAUAAAUUCUAUGCUUGUACUACUGUUUCAAAAUAAUUUAUGCCCCAGCACUAGUGACAUAUGUCAUCUGUCACCGGCAUUGACAGCUGUCACACAAGCACUGUCAUAAUUUUUCCAUAAACAACAUUUUUUUUUCAGUAUUAAUUUUAUUUUACUCAUAAUGGAAAAUCCAGAGGAAUCCCAAAAUAAUAACAAUAUUAAAAAGUCAACUUGGGGCUCCUUUGAUGACUCAAGUUUAUCGGACAGUAAGCGCUCGGAGGAGCCUCACUACCAGGGUGCCCUAGAAUUAGAUGAAACUUUAAAGAAUAAACUCAUUGAUAUGCCAGAAGUGUUGGAGUUUGUGGAGAAGUUACAGAGGAUUAUUAAAAAACAAGUUAAAAAAAUUAUUAAGUGGAAAAUGAAGGUGAAAGAACUGUCUGAAAAGAAACAUCACACAAGCCACACAUCAACCCAAACAACCCCUGAGGAUCUUAAGCACCCAAAUAAACCUGAUAAUGAAAUUAUUGACUUAACUAAUGCAGAAGAAAAAUCCCUCACGGAGAGCAUAAAGGAGGCAGCAGAACAGGCAGUCCAUUCCUCUGGGUUUGUUUAUGAAGAAACUUCAGGGUUGUAUUAUGAUUAUAACAGUGGUUACUAUUAUAAUGCAGAAUAUGGGCUUUACUAUGACGGAAGUAGUGGCACAUACCUAACAUACAACCAAGAGACUCAGACUUACGACUUCCAUUCACAAGUGUCAACCGAUUUGGCUCCAGACGUACCGGCACGACGCAAGUCUAAAAGAAAAAACGUGAAAACAAAGAAAACAAAAGGGGCGAAACGUAGAAAAACCUCCAAAGACGAAGAACAGGAGGACGGCGAGUGCUCGGAUAGUUCUUUGGGCAGUAGCGGCGGGGACAGUCUCCGGUCAGAAUCGAGCGAAUUGAGUAAACAGUGGCCCCCUUGUAUGCGGCUCAUAGUGGAAACCACCGAAAUACCGAAAAUCAAAACCGGAUCGUUGUUUAUCAUCACUUGCGACGGCGGUAGUUUGGGACGCGAGGGCAGUCAGCAUUCGGUGUGUUUACCGGAUUUGAACGUCAGCAAGCACCACCUGAAGAUCCAGUACGAAAAAGAGACUUUCAAGUAUACGAUCGUCGAUCUGGGGUCGAGAAAUGGCACUUUUUUGAACGGCAAGAGGAUAUCGAGUUCGAAACAGGAGAGUGAACCUAUAGAGGUGCCACACGGCAGUAAAAUUCAAGUGGGAUCGACCGUUUUGAUGUGUCACAUCCACGAAGGGACUCAGACUUGUGGACAUUGCGAGCCCGGAUUACUGAUCGAGGAGGAAAGAGAGCAACUGUUGCCGAGAACGACCGCGGGCAAACAAAACACCAGCCAGCAGUUCAAAAGCGAGCUCAGAAGAUUGAAAAAGCACCACGGCCUCCUCGGAUCCGGCUCAGAAGAGUCCGCCAAGGUCGCGGAAGGUUACACGGAUCGGGCGCAGAAGAGACGUAACGAGGUCGGCAGUCAGAACCCGUACGAGAAAACUCAGGCGGCGUCUGUAAACGAAUCGAUUUCUGCCGAAAAUAAAGGGUUUAAGCUCCUAUCGAAAAUGGGCUGGAAAGAGGGCGACUCUUUGGGCAAAGACAACACCGGCCUGAAGCAACCCAUCCCCCUGGUGUCGAACGUGGGAACUUCCGGGAUCGGGGCGUCCGUCCCAACUAACGUUUCCGUGCCUGUUGAGGUCAUCAUGAAAAAUUCCAUAUGGAAAAAGACGCAGGAGCGUUUCGACGUUUUACCCGAUAAAUCGGACAUUUUUCACGAUGAAAACGACUCGGACAGUUGAGAAGUCAUUUAUUAGAAGUUUAAGUGUCAAAUUUUGUUGUUUUUCCGGUACAUUUCUUGCAUUUAUGUAGCUUAAGUCACUUGUUAAGUUUUAUUUAGAUUGGUAAUUAAAUGAUUUAUCUGUU
Messenger RNA from Anthonomus grandis grandis, 2017 nucleotides. RefSeq names its product angiogenic factor with G patch and FHA domains 1. NCBI's taxonomy places the organism in Eukaryota, Metazoa, Arthropoda, Insecta, Coleoptera, Curculionidae. The record is from RefSeq and is a predicted model, not a curated record. The transcript is spliced from 8 exons. Gene Ontology annotation, molecular function: protein binding; nucleic acid binding. The coding region runs from base 235 to 1893 and encodes 552 amino acids.